AUGAUGAUGAUGGGAGGAAACAACCAGAUCACUACACAAAACGAGGGUGGUGGUUCCAACAACGGUGGCGGAGAAGGUGGUAUAAUGUUGAAAAAGGGGCCGUGGACGGCUGCGGAAGAUGCAGUGUUGGCGGAUUACGUGAGGACUCAUGGUGAAGGGAACUGGAAUGCAGUACAAAAGAAUACAGGAUUGGCACGUUGUGGGAAGAGUUGUAGGCUAAGAUGGGCUAACCAUUUAAGACCUAACUUGAAAAAAGGUGCCUUUUCACCUGAAGAAGAAAGGAUUAUUGUUGAGUUGCAUGCUAAAAUGGGUAACAAAUGGGCUCGCAUGGCAACUCAGCUUCCGGGAAGAACAGAUAAUGAAAUCAAGAACUAUUGGAACACAAGAGUGAAGAGAAGGCAACGCCAAGGCCUCCCACUUUACCCUCCUGAAAUCCAACCUCUCUAUUCCCAACACCAACGAAACCAGCACCGAUCACUGCCGUCGACACCUCUCCCGUCCCCAACAGCCACGUCAACGUCUUCCUUCUCCUUCCAAACACCGCCAAACCCGUCGUCCUCGACAACUCUCCACGGCUCGAUCUUAACACCAGCACACCCUCUCCAUAUCCCACGUUCAGCAUCAUCCCACGUUCUGUACAACCCACAAACCCCACCACCUCUUCAUAGUGCAAGUGCAGUUUCAACACCAUGUCCAUCCCCACUUCCAAGUUCUUCCCCUUCAACACCAACCCCUGUGUCUCCACUUCAAUCUCCCCAUAAGCCUGCAUUUUCAACUCUCCCUCUCUUUGAUUCUUCAACAUCAAACACUUGUAAUAAUAACAUCAACACUAAUAAUGCUAUUCUUCAAUCUCCUUCUGAUUUCUUUUUCCCUAGAGCAACCCCUCCUCUUCAGACACCAAUGCGUUAUAAGCGCUUUAGACCUGAUGUAAGUGAAAGUAUCAACAAUGAAAGACAUAAUAACAGUAUUUCUGUCAAUGGCGGCUGUAGCAGUACCAGUUCCAGCUUUAUGUCACAGUAUCCUCCCUUUCAGAAAACAUCUUUUUUCAAUUCCCAUGCUGCACCAAAUGUUACUACUAGUACGCCAUUGACAUCCCCACACUACUCCCCUUCAUAUACCUUGGAUCCAGUCACACUUGAUCUUGCUUCAUCUUCAAGGAUCCUCGCUGAUCAUCAGAAUUUCGAUAACGGUCAGUUUAUAUCGACUCCGGGAUUCGAUUACACGUCAAAAACCGACGAUCUCCCUUCGAACCAAUUCUUGUCCUUAGAUGGGACUUCAGAAGUUACAUUUGAUACUAAAGGGAAUUGUAACUAUAUCAGUAAUGAUCAAAACAACCACCACCAUUUGAGUAUCCAUUUUGGUGGGGGUGGCUUGUUGGAUGAUAUGCUGGAAGAGGCUCAACUGUUGGCCGGCGACAACGACAUUCUGCGGCGGGAGAGUUGUUUGGACGGAUUCAAUACAAGCUCUGAUGGUUUAACUUCAGGAAAAGAAGAAACAGUGACAGAUCAAGAGAUCAACGCUACACAAGAAGAAUACUCUCGGCUACUCAAUGCAAUUCCUUCAUCGAUGCCCAUGCCCGAUUGGUACAACAAUUGUGGGAAAUGAGACCACAUAUUGUUCAUAAAACACUAUAUAUAUACAUG
Gossypium raimondii (Peruvian cotton) is the source of this 1643-nucleotide messenger RNA. RefSeq names its product transcription factor MYB97. Bases 1 to 1605 code for a protein of 534 amino acids. The record is from RefSeq and is a predicted model, not a curated record. The transcript is spliced from 3 exons. Lineage: Eukaryota; Viridiplantae; Streptophyta; Magnoliopsida; Malvales; Malvaceae.